GUGAAACGAGCGCACCCCCUUUACUGCUCUCGUAACGUCUGUAAAGGACGUAGUAAAGGUGGCUUCCUUUACUGCUUCACGUCGAAGCGGCUUUAAUAAGAGGGCGACAAUAGACUGUUUUGCGAGAGAAACAUAGCUUGUCAGCCGAGAUGUUUUACAGAAGCAAGAGCAUAAAAGGUUUGCUGAGUAUUGUCCCUGGGAAACACCGGCUGGGAGCCUACAGGUUCCUACCUAUCUUCUUCUGCAUAGGAGGAGUCAUGGAGUGGAUCAUGAUCAACGUGAGGAUAGGACACGAAACUUUCUAUGACGUUUACAGAAGGAAGAAAUCGGAGCGGCAGUACCAGCAGAAGAUAGCAGAUGGUCUGUUUGCUCAACCUGGAGCCAAGUGAAUGAUGGUCAGACUUCAGAAGAGUCACCUGAGGACCCACUGUUGGACUCAAACCCCCUCGCUGGUUUUUAAAAGUUGAAUCGAGAUUAUAGAGACGCCCAGGGACAAGAAGACAGUGGAGAGACCCCUUCUUGCUUGCAGGUUUUACAGGUUUAUUCUGUAAAUAGUGUCAAAGAAGCAGAGAUACUCAGUGGAACCAUACUGUACGUGAGAGGAAGAUGAAAAAUGUUUAACACAAGGGGGGAAAAAAACAUUAGUGGCUAUAUUUUUCAGGAUUUUGUGCUGAUCUUUUCAGUACAGGAAGUGAGACACUGUAUGGUUUGUUUACUGACUGUAUAAACAUGCAUCUCAGAUCGAA
Molecule: messenger RNA, 746 nt
Organism: Fundulus heteroclitus (mummichog)
Lineage: Eukaryota; Metazoa; Chordata; Actinopteri; Cyprinodontiformes; Fundulidae
Product: small integral membrane protein 4
Exons: 2
Coding region: 150-389 (79 amino acids)
Source: RefSeq, a predicted model, not a curated record